AUGUCGAUGAUAUCAUCUUUGCAGCCACAUCUGACCCUCUUUGCUAAACUCAUGGGGAGUGAAUUUGAGAUGAGUAUGAUGGGAGAACUGAAUUUCUUCCUAGGACUUCAAGUGAUGAAAUCUAAGAAGGGAACAUUGAUAAGUCAACAAAAGUACAUCAAGGAGCUGCUGAAAAGGUUUGAUAUGGAAGCCUCAAAAGUUAUCGACACGCCCAUUGCAAUAGCUACUCGUCUAGACAUGGAUGAAUCUGGUUUCCCUGUAAACCAGACCAUGUAUAGAGGAAUCAUAGGGUCACUAUUAUAUCUCACUGCAAGCCGACUAGACAUUGUUUUUAGCGUGGGAGAUAGUUUUGAUCCUAUUGUGUAUGCUGACGCUGAUUAUGCUGGAUUUCUGGUGGACAGGAGAAGCACUUCUGGGAUGGCACACUUCCUGGGUUCCUGCUUAAUCUCAUGGGGUACAAGGAAGCAAAAUUCUGUGGCACUUUUGACUGUAGAAGCUGAAUAUGUAGCAGUUGCCUCUUGCUGUGCUCAACUUUUGUGGAUCAAGCAAUAA
This is a messenger RNA of Nicotiana attenuata, 552 nucleotides long. RefSeq lists its product as uncharacterized. Lineage: Eukaryota; Viridiplantae; Streptophyta; Magnoliopsida; Solanales; Solanaceae. The transcript has 2 exons. Bases 1 to 552 code for a protein of 183 amino acids. The record is from RefSeq and is a predicted model, not a curated record.